UACUUUAAAUUUUAUUAAAUUUUGUUGGUGAUCUAUAGUAGUUUUUUUGAAUUGAUCAAGAGUAUACUUAUCAUCUAUAGUAUAUUAUCUGUGUACCGCACUACCAAACGAUAUGUUUGAGAUUUAGAAUUUCAGAUUUGCGCCACAAAAUCCGGCAAGGUUAAACACCAGUCAAUUAUAAUUAAUACCUAGUACUUCGUAAUCCGAAGUUUGUAUCCUAGUGGUAUAAAUCCGGAGUUGUGUAUAAUAGGCUCAAAUCACUUGAAUAUAUUGUUCCGCUCGCUGAUUGCGAACAUUGCAUUAGUUGCUCCUGACGUGCCAUCGCUCCAACAUGGAUCGAAUCAAAUUCAAAGUGAACGACUUAAAAUAUACCGGUCAGUAAGUUGUGUUUUUAUUAGAAUAAAAAAGAAUGUACUUCCCAACCACUUCCUAACACUUUUUAAUAUGUCACUUCAACUCUUCUCCAUGCAUGUCGUAAACAGUAACCAAGGAAAUUGUCCCGCAUUACUUUAUCACAACACCGUAGACACUAUAAUGGUGUAGCGGGAGGGAUAAAUCGGCUUGACCGCCGCCAAAGGGAAGAUCUUCCGCCAGUCUAGGUGAUAUCUAAGGAACCGCGGCUCCGACGAUGUUGUGUCUGAGGUUGUAUUUAUGCUCCAAUCCGUGAAAUCUUUGUUUGCGCGAUUUAGAAUUUUUGCUGCUAUUGACUGAACGCGUCAUUUUAACGUGUUAGGAAUUUUAAAUUGUCAACAAAUAUAAGAAAAACUUUUGAAGAUGAAUUUAUAAUUUUGAGGCUUAUUUGAGUAUGUGAAGAUCUUUUUGAAUUGGUGAAUGAAGUAUGCGCCAUUUUGGCAAAUGAAAAUGAAUAGUGUCUGCCCUUCACUCCAGAACGUGAUUAUGUCUGUUAGUAGGACCUACGCAUCCUUGCAUUUAAAUCUUGAUAGACAAACAAAAAUUACAGUCGGUCAUGAGGUGGAUUCUGAUAUGUCCCUCAAUGACUACUUGCGGGAGGUACUGAACCUCCGCGGCACCAAGUAUAUGUGCAAGGAGGGCGGCUGCGGAGCCUGCAUCGUCAAUGUGCGCGCCAGGGACCACACUGGACAUCUGCGCUCUUUCUCUGUUAAUUCCUGCCUUGUGUCAAUAACAUCUUGCCACAAUUGGGAGAUCACCACCAUAGAAGGUAUCGGAGACAGAGGACGAGGCUACCAUCCCGUGCAGAAGACAUUGGCGGAACACGACGGCACCCAAUGCGGUUACUGCUCGCCCGGGUGGGUCAUGAGCAUGUACAGCUUGUUAGAAUCAAGUAAUUACAAUUUAACGGAGCACGAAAUCGAGAAUUCGUUUGGAAGUAAUACAUGUAGAUGUACAGGCUAUAGACCAAUAUUAGAUGCAUUUAAGAGUUUUGCCAAAGAUCAUCCUAAGCCUAAUAUAGGAGACAUAGAAGACUUGGGAGUUUGUAAGAACAGAAAGCAUUGUAGCAGUUCUUGUGACAAAAGCUGGUGCAUGAUUAGGAGCGAAGAUGCUGAUGACACAAUUAAAAAAUUAAAGUUGAAAGAUGAUCGUGUUUGGUAUAGAGUCAAACGAGUUCAGGAUAUAUUUGAAGUGUUGCACGAAGAAGGAAAUGAUUCUUAUAUGUUGGUAAAUGGAAACACAGGAAGAGGAGCCGUCCCUAUUUUAUCUUUUCCAAGAGUUCUUAUAGAUAUAAGUCCAAUAGAAGAAAUUAAAGGGCAUUACAUUGACCAAAAUCUGAUUGUCGGCGCUGGUACGACUCUGACAGAUCUUAUGGAGUUGUUUGAUACGAUUUCAAAAGAAAACAGUGACUUCACGUAUUUAGAAAAACUUUACGAACAUUUAGAUUUAGUCGCACAUAUACCUGUAAGAAAUAUUGGAACAAUAGCUGGAAAUCUCAUGGUAAAACAUAGGUCCCCGACGUUUUCUUCUGACAUUUUUCUGUUACUGGAAACAAUUGGAGCUGUGUUAAUUAUAGCUGAUAAAAGAAAUGUUCAAGAGGUGACAUUAUUGGACUUCUUAUCACUAAACAUGACUGGAAAAGUUUUAACACUUAUAAAAAUACCACCAUACGCUGCGAAUCAUAAAUUUGUAUCUUUCAAGAUAAUGCCUCGCUCUCAAAAUGCUCACGCUCAAGUUAAUGCCGCAUUUUUGUACGAAUUUGAUAGACAUAACAGCGACGUAGUGCUAUCUGCAAGAAUCGUUAUUGGAGGGCUUUCAGCUAAAUUUGUUCAUGCUUAUAAUACUGAAAAGUUUCUUAUUAAAAAGAAAAUAUUUACAAACUCUGUUCUGCAAAAUGCACUCCAAAUAUUAAACGACGAAAUAUUAACAGAAGAGAUUGCAGGAGAGCCCAGCCCAGAAUUCAGGAAGAAAGUAGCACUAGGACUGUUUUAUAAGGGAUUAUUGAAUCUGAUUCCUAAAGCACAACUUAAACCUUUGUAUCGUUCUGGGGCAAGAGAUUUUAGAAAGACAAGACCUAUGUCUAAAGGAUCUGAAAUUUAUGAUACUAAUCCAUUAAUAUGGCCUGAAACUGAACCAAUGCCAAAGUUGGAUGCGUUGGUCCAGUGUGCUGGUGAAGCAAAAUAUGUUAACGACAUCCCAACACAACCCAAAGAAGUAUUUUGUGCUUUUGUCACUUCUGAUAUAUGUGUAGGUGAACUUGAAAGCAUUGACCCUUCAGCGGCUUUGAAAAUACCCGGUGUGCUAGCAUUCUUCUCUGCAAAAGAUAUACCAGGAAAUAAUUCAUUUUUAUCAACAAAAGUGUUCACUCAGCAACCAGAACUUGUCUUUGCCGAAAAUAACAUAAGUUAUUAUGACCAAGCGAUUGGUGUUAUUGUAGCUGAAACAGAAAAACUAGCAAAUAGAGCUGCAUUGUUAGUACAAGUUAAAUACAAAGUAACUAACCGGCGACCAUUUCUUAAAAUAGAAGAUUUAAAACAGCGAGACCCCAGUCGUAUUCAACUUUUCCAAGCCAUUCCGGCAAGGGACAGAGGUCUAAAUGUGGAAAGGGUCAUAAAAGGAUCAAACAAUAUUUUCUGGCAGUAUCAUUUUACCAUGGAGACAUUAUCUUCUAUUACUUUACCCAAUGAAGAUGGAAUCGAUGUUUUUUCAUCUACACAAUGGAUUGAUUCGGUACAUGUGGGCAUCUCAGAAGUUCUAAAUAUUGAACAAAACAAGAUAAAUGUCAUUGUUCCCCGUUGCGGCGGUGCAUAUGGAAUAAAGAUCACCCGACCGAAUCACGUAUCGUGUGUAAAUGCUCUGGUCACACACUUGAUGAACAGACCUAGCAGAUUUGUGAUGAGUAUACAGGCCAAUAUGAGAGUAAUGGGAAGACGGUUUCCAUGUUUAUCAGAGUUUGAGAUUGGGGUAAACAACAAUGGAGAAAUUCAAUAUCUGAAUCACAAUGUUUACGAAGACUGUGGUUUUAAACUCGGAGAUGUUACCCCAGCUUUUGUCGCGCCCUCUAUAAAGAAUUGCUAUGACAGUCAACGAUGGCAGACUAAUAUCUUCAAUGCCUUUACUGAUACAGCGUCUAACGUGUAUACCAGAGGUCCAGGCUCAUUAGAAGGCAUAGCCGUCAUAGAAUAUAUAAUGGAAAAAAUAUCUUAUGAACUUAAUAAAGAUCCAGUUGAAGUCCGUAUGAACAACUUAGAUCAGGAUCCAGCUGUCAGAGAUGUCAUCGAAAAACUACUCAAAGACAGUGAAUACUAUAAACGCAAAGAAGAAGUUGGAGAGUUUAAUAAAUUGAACAGAUGGAAGAAGCGCGGAAUAAGAGUCGCAUUUAUGAAUUAUCUCAUUCCUCUCAGCUUAGACUUCCAUGUCUUAUUGUCAGUUUAUCAUGGUGAUGGUACGAUAGCCAUUAGACAUGGUGGCAUUGAAAUUGGCCAAGGAAUAAAUACUAUAGUUACACAAGUAGUUGCGUACACUUUAAACAUUUCAAUAGAUAAAAUUAAAAUUAAAGCACCAGAAUCCGUCAGCAUUCCAAAUAACUUUUCUAUUGGUGGCAGUAGGUCUACACAAGCUAUUUGCUUUGGUGUUAUCAAAUGUUGUCAAUUACUUCUGGAUAGACUUGCUGUAGUCAGAGAAACAUUAACAGAUCCAACUUGGGAAUUAUUGAUAACGACUGCCUACAAUCGUGGUAUAAACUUACAAACUAGUUAUCGAGUGACUUCCAAUGAUCAACAGCCCUACAGAUCUGCCGGAGCAACAGUAACAGAAGUUGAAUUAGAUAUUUUGACAGGAGAACAUGAAGUUCUUAGAGUUGAUAUUUUAGAAGAUGUGGGUACAAGUGUCAAUCCUAAAUUAGAUAUUGGACAGAUUGAAGGAGCUUUCACUAUGGGCCUUGGCUACUGGACGCACGAGGAAUUGAUGUUCGACGAGAAAACUGGCGAGCUGCUCACCGACCGCACCUGGUAUUACCACGUGCCACUGGCCAAGGACAUCCCAAUCGAUUUCCGAAUACAACUCCGGAGAAACUCCUAUAAUCCUGUAGGAACUCUUGGAUCUAGAGGUGUAUCAGAGCCACCAAUCUGCAUGGCAAUAUCAGUGGCUUUCGCAUUGAGGGAGGCGAUAGCGGCUUCUAGAGAAGACUCUGGUUUUCCAAGGAACCAAUGGUUUGAUGUCCCUGGAGCAUUCACUUUAGAGAAGAACGUUUUAAAAUCAGAAGCUCGACUGAAUGAGUUUCUAUAUCAAUAAUUUUCUCUUUCUCUAUUCUUCAUAAACACUCGUAUAACAUAAAUGUAGUCUCGCCGGACUAAUGUAAU
Messenger RNA from Amyelois transitella, 4772 nucleotides. Its product is annotated as probable aldehyde oxidase gad-3. The transcript has 15 exons. NCBI's taxonomy places the organism in Eukaryota, Metazoa, Arthropoda, Insecta, Lepidoptera, Pyralidae. Bases 832 to 4704 code for a protein of 1290 amino acids. The record is from RefSeq and is a predicted model, not a curated record. Gene Ontology annotation, molecular function: oxidoreductase activity; iron ion binding; 2 iron, 2 sulfur cluster binding.